Messenger RNA from Sinocyclocheilus anshuiensis, 1171 nucleotides. Its product is annotated as lysine-specific histone demethylase 1B-like. The record is from RefSeq and is a predicted model, not a curated record. The coding region runs from base 66 to 527 and encodes 153 amino acids. Lineage: Eukaryota; Metazoa; Chordata; Actinopteri; Cypriniformes; Cyprinidae. The transcript has 5 exons.
ACAUAGGUAGGAACUGUUCGUCUAGUUUAAGAGUAUUGAGUGGUUGAACAGAAACAUCAUUAUCAAUGCUGGCGGACUCAGCAGCAGCAGUGGGCGGGCUGGACUCUGGUGGGCGGGGCCGCAUCAGCACACCUGCAGCACAGACAAGAAGGAAAGUGCCAAAGACUGGAGAAGAUGAUGAUCAGUCAGAGAAUAAGUUCAGGAAGUGUGAGAAAUCCGGAUGUCCAGCAACGUACCCCGUGUGUUUCGCCAGCGCGUCUGAGAGGUGUGCUAGAAACGGCUACACGUUGCGCUGGUAUCACCUGUCGUGCGGCGAGCACUUCUGUAACGAGUGCUUCGAUCAUUACUACAGGAGUCACAAAGACGGAUACGAGACCUCCUCGUGGAAGCGGGUUUGGACCAGCAAUGGGAAGAGCAAGCCCAGCCUCAAAGCCUUCAUGGCCGACCAGCAGCUGCCCUACUGGGUGAGACGCCUACAUAGACGACACCUUAGCCUUCACAGUGAACAUCAGAACAAUCCAAGCUGAGCUUUGUUCAUGCAAAGCAAUGCAGUAUGAUUAAACAAAAUGGUCUGAUGCUUAUUAAAGUAUUGAGUAAUUAGCUUUGUUAAUGUGGUAAUACUUUACAGUAAGGUUUCAUUUGUUAACUAUACUAGUAAGUGUGAAUACUUCAACAGCAUUUUUUAUCUUAGUUCAUGUUAAUGUCAACAUAUACUAAUACAUUUUUAAAAUCAGAAGUUGUGUCUGUUAAUAUUAGUAUUUUGCACAAAAUUGAGUUGUCAGAAACACUGGUGAACCUAGGAUAUUUUUUUGAAUUUGUGACAAUCUCAACGCGCCUGCAAAGUAUUUUUUAGUACAUUUGUGACAUCUGCAAGCCAAUCUGAGCCACAAUUUAACAGUUAACGGCAGCUGUGAAGACCCAAAAUGAUGAUAAUAAAAAAGCAAGUAUUUUUUUGUGUCAGGUUCUUAAAUGCCCUCUGAGGCACAUUUGUGCAUUUUGCAGACACUUUUAUCUGAAGACAUGUACACAGCAUUGAAGAUGUAUGUAGUAGCAAUACAUUUUCUUCUUGUUCUCUCGGGCAAAGAAUUGACUCGGGUUUUCGUUCAAAUUUCAAUCGUUUACUGGAUGUUCUUGUUCAAUAAACAGAAACAAAAUAAACACCGGUCAAAAA